UUGGAAAAAAAAAAAAAACAACAUUUUUAUCCUUUUCCCCUGCAAUAGCAACAAGCAAUCUUCUCUCUCUACGCGUCUAUUCUGAAGAAUCGCCAUUAGACUCGGUCUCUCUUCUCUUCUCUUUCUCUCUCUUCUGGAGGCGACCCUUUUCUAACAGUGCUUUAUUGCCCUAUUUCUUCGGGUCUGUCUUUCCAUUCUCUUUUAGGGUUCCUUUCCUUUUUUGUUUUCUCAUUUCAUCAUUUGUCCUUUUGAAAACUAACCAUCCCAAAACUGUCAUCUAUCCAUCUUCAUUAUUUUCAAUUCUUUCUCUUUCUCCCUCGUUCUCAAUCUCUGAGGGUUGGAUCCUUUUACUUGAUGACGACUUCUGUAAAGAACAACUUCUUACCUCCUGCUCUCGUCUCUAAUCUACAAGAAGUUCUUAUUAGCAGAAAGGGCGGUGAAGAAGAACCUUCCAAGAAGCCCGAUGAAUCCUCCGAAGCUCCUUCUUCUUCCCUCCCCUCUUCUUCUGCUUCGGAAACCGUCAACGAUUGCUCGAAACCCGUUGUUCUAGUGACCAAUGGGGAUGGGAUUGAAGCACCCGGUCUUACCUUCCUUGUUGAGGCACUCGUCCUAGAAGGCCAAUGCAAUGUUCACGUCUGCGCUCCUCAAUCGGAUAAAUCCGUUUCGGGUCACUCUGUGACUCUCCGAGAGAAGCUGGAAGUAAGUUCUGCAGAAAUUAGCAGGGCCACAGCAUUUGAAGUUUCUGGUACUCCUGCUGAUUGUGUCUCUUUAGCUUUGUCGGGUGCAUUGUUUUCUUGGUCAAAGCCAGCGCUGGUCAUCAGUGGAAUUAACAGGGGAUCAAGUUGUGGUAAUCAAAUUUUCUAUUCAGGUGCUGUUGCCGGGGCGAGGGAAGCUUUGAUCUGUGGCGUACCAUCUGUUUCGAUAUCAUUGAAGUGGAAGGAAGGUGAAAGCAGUGAAACUGAUUUCAAAGAUGCAGUUAAGGUGUGCUUACCAUUAAUACAUGCAGCCAUAAGAGAUAUCGAGAAAGGAGUAUUCCCCAAAAGUUGCGUACUGAAUAUAGAGAUUCCCACUUCUCCCUUGACAAACAAGGGCUUCAAAGUCACCAAACAGAGUCUAUGGAGGUCUCUUCCAAGUUGGCAAGCUGUCUCAGCAACCAGGCAUCCAUCUGCUGGGUUCAUGUCCAAUCAACAGAGUCUUGGCCUCCAGCUUGCUCAGCUCAGCCGAGAUGCAUCUGCAGCUGGUGCAGCACGUCGCAUUGGCACGCAAAGAAAAAAUGUGGAGAUUGAAUCUGUUGGGGUUGCUGCAAAACCUGGUUCCCAACGAGUGAAGAAGUAUUUCCGUCUAGAGUUUCUGGAAAGGGAGCAAGAAGAAACAGACGAGGAUCUUGAUUUCAGAGCACUCGAAAAUGGCUUUGUUGCGAUUACUCCUCUAUCAUUAUCGUCAUAUGCUGAAUCAGAAACUCAAGCAUCUGCAUCUGAGUGGAUUGCUGCUGCUCUUUCCAGAGACCAAUAAAGCUUGUUUAGAUUGACGUGGUUGGUAAUUCGGUGUACAUUUGGAAGUGGGGUUAUUUUUAUUUUUUAUUUUUUUAGUUUUCUAUUCAGCAGGCAAAUUUAUUCUGAUUUAUGCUCUCCCUUUCUUCACCCCCAACCCCCCAAAACCUGGGGUUCUUUUAUCUUUCGUGUAUUCAAUGAAGCAUGCGCUUCUCUGUUUAACUUAUAUGUUGUGUAAGAUGUAAAAUCUCCAGUCAGUCUUCUUCUUUUUCUGAUACUGACAAACGUUUGGUUCAGUUUGAAACGAAUGUGGUGUUCCUGUUUAAGUUCGGUGAGUUGAGUUCGCUUGUUUGUAUCUUUUGAUGCAGACUGCAGUGGGGUUUACUUUUUUUUUCUUCUUCCCAUCUCUAUUUCCCCUUAAUACUGAGCUUUGCCUCAAAAAAUGCAAUUUUUGUGGACAUCUAUGUUGUAUUUUAUUCUGUAUCUUCCU
Telopea speciosissima is the source of this 1980-nucleotide messenger RNA. Its product is annotated as 5'-nucleotidase SurE-like. The record is from RefSeq and is a predicted model, not a curated record. Gene Ontology annotation, molecular function: nucleotidase activity. Lineage: Eukaryota; Viridiplantae; Streptophyta; Magnoliopsida; Proteales; Proteaceae. The transcript is spliced from 10 exons. Bases 355 to 1512 code for a protein of 385 amino acids.